This is a messenger RNA of Phytophthora sojae, 417 nucleotides long. RefSeq lists its product as hypothetical. Lineage: Eukaryota; Oomycota; Peronosporomycetes; Peronosporales; Peronosporaceae. Gene Ontology annotation, molecular function: protein binding. The record is from RefSeq and is a predicted model, not a curated record. The transcript has a single exon. Bases 1 to 417 code for a protein of 138 amino acids.
AUGACCUUGGACAUGGAGCGCCUUCACAAAACCCAUGGGAUACUCGUGUAUGACAAUGAGUUGGUGUCGCGACCACAUGUACUGUUGCAAGUGUUGACGUUGGCGAAGAGUGCGAACCGCUCAAUAGCCAUCUCAGCGGGGAAUUAUGUCGUGCUCAUACAACAAUAUCGAUGGGCCAGUGGUGCUGAAAAGCGAGAAAUUGCUGCAAUUAUCGACUUGCUCCGUGAGAAAGAUGGACGCGUGGUCAAGUGGGCUGUAACUGCACUCGCCAACCUGUGUUGGGACAGUGACAGCAACAAGGCAACUUUUCGUGCGGAAAAUGGCAUUCCUCGGCUGGUGUCGCUGCUGCAGCCAAGAAGGAAGGAGAAAGAUUUCAUUUCUGUGGCGGCAGCGCAGCUCGAGUGCUUACUUAUGUAG